GCCAAUAAAAAGAGGGAGGAUGUUAGCGGAGACAGAGGAGACACAGGUGCGUCUAAGAUGAACUGGCUUGUAGCUGCAUUUGCUUUGUGCGUCCUGGCACCCACAGUCCACUGUGCCAGUGGGGCAGUUAUCUGGUGUUACCACCUGGCAAGCUGCAAGGACACCGCCUGGCCACUUACUAUCCCUGCAUUUUGCAAUGGCACCCGGCAGUCGCCCAUUAACAUCAUCUCAUCGUCUGCCAAACCCAACGCCAACCUGACAGCAUUCACCUUUAACAACUACAGCAGCAUCAACGGCAUGAAAAAGAUUGAAAACACUGGCAAGACAGUGAAAGUCAUCUUGGACAACGGCCUUGGCUUCUCAGGAGGAGAUCUGUCAGAGCCCUACGACAGCCUGCAGUUCCACUUGCACUGGGGCAAUGGCACCGCUGUCCCUGGCUCUGAGCACACUCUGAAUGGCAAACGCUAUCCCAUGGAGUUGCACAUUGUUAGCAGCAAGGCAUCCCACAAUAAGAACACAACUCUAGCUGUUGCUGACUCGACAGGAGUUGCUGCUCUUGGUUUCUUCGUUGAGGCGAUGACAGGUAAUGAAACUGGACAACCUGAAAGCUGGCGCAACUUGACCAGCUAUCUGGACAGCAUCAAAGAAGGCGGCACCUCCGCUCCAAUAUCGCCUGGAUUUUCACUGGAUGAUCUCCUGACUGGGGUGGAUCGCACAAAGUAUUACCGCUACCUUGGCUCCUUGACCACCCCCACUUGCAAUGAAGCUGUGGUCUGGACUGUGUUCAAGGAUACAAUCAAAGUCAGCAAAGAUUUGAUUGAACUCUUCAGCACAGUUCUCCACAUCGGCAACUCGUCAUCACCUUUGAUGACCAAGGUCUUCAGAGAACUCCAGCCAGAGCAACCGGUCACAACACAGCCUGCCAGCUCCAGCUCCACCAAAACCUGCUACUCGCUGGGGCUGAUGGCCCUGAGUCUUGCUCUCGGGAGGAGUUAGAGCCAACAAAGGUCAAGCUGUUUUGGCAUCUCAGCAAUUUAUGGUGGUUUUUUUGUCUGUCUGAUUUUUAGCCUUAUCCAACUUAUUAAUAGUUAAGUAAAACUGAGCCUUAACACCACAAGAACUGAGUUGCUUUCCACUGUAGCUGUACAUAUUAAAAUUAUAAUGAGGUGGUUCAAAAACAUAAUAAAUGUGAUGAUGGCUCCCUGGCUUUAAUGUGGUUGUCCAUCAUAUGGCUUCCAGGGUUUAUCCAUUAACUGAUUUUUAUUCUGUUGUAUGCAUGCUUGCACCCUUUGCAUACUGUAUUUGUUAUACAUGAUCUGCAUGAGAAUUUAACUUUUUGUUGUUGUUUGAAUAAUUCAGACAACUUCUGUCUGUUCUGAGCUGCCAAAGCUGAAUUCAGGUGCCUGAGAAAGGGAUGCACUUGUACAAUGUUUACUGGGUAGAUGAAGUAAUGGUAGUAUGGAAGUCUAGCUAUGUAGAGAGUGUGACAGUAUUUAAUGCUUCUGGGUAUCUGUCUUACAGUUAAACUCUCUACCAAUUCUGCAUUUCUUUUUAUUUUGUAACUGGACUGGUCCUCAUCAGUGCAGAUACAUGUAGCCACACUGGCAAGCUGAACACUCAAAAAACUGAAACCUGUGCUGCCUGUUUUAUUUGGGGUAAUGAAGGAUUGACGUGUCACCCUGUUGCAUGAAUGCCAUGAUUUAUCCCAGUGCCAAACUUUACAUUUUUUUCUCUCCAGCUCUGUGCUGCACUACUUGAACAUGUUACGAAACUGACCUCUUGAUCUGAAUUAAAAUGAUUUGGUGUCAA
This is a messenger RNA of Chelmon rostratus (copperband butterflyfish), 1809 nucleotides long. It is a transcript of the gene ca15b, whose product is annotated as carbonic anhydrase XVb. The record is from RefSeq and is a predicted model, not a curated record. Bases 58 to 996 code for a protein of 312 amino acids. Gene Ontology annotation, cellular component: plasma membrane. The transcript is spliced from 9 exons. NCBI's taxonomy places the organism in Eukaryota, Metazoa, Chordata, Actinopteri, Chaetodontiformes, Chaetodontidae. Gene Ontology annotation, molecular function: zinc ion binding; carbonate dehydratase activity.